Molecule: messenger RNA, 900 nt
Organism: Pistacia vera
Lineage: Eukaryota; Viridiplantae; Streptophyta; Magnoliopsida; Sapindales; Anacardiaceae
Product: RING-H2 finger protein ATL52-like
Exons: 1
Coding region: 1-900 (299 amino acids)
Biological process (GO): protein ubiquitination
Source: RefSeq, a predicted model, not a curated record
AUGGAUGGCGUAGGGGCACCACCAGAUCAAGCUUCGGAAUCAUUCUUCACCCCACUUGUGAUCUCCAUGGCAGGCAUAGUUUCUGCUUCUCUAGCCAUAAUUUCAUUCCAUCAAUUCAUUGUUAGAUAUUGCUUGAGACGGCUAUUAAGGUCAUCCACCGAUAUUAUUUCUGCCUCGGAACCACUUCCAAAUCUUCAUUUUCCCACCGGGGUCGAAGAGAAAAUCCUCGUUACAAUCCCAAUCCUCUCUUACUCGACAACGAAUGACACGAAAAACGCCUUUCGUGUCGAUCAAACCGAGUGCGUAAUUUGCCUGGGGGAGUUGGAAGAUGGAGAAAUGGUACGUUUGUUGCCUGAUUGUAGGCAUGCAUUUCAUGUAGCGUGCGUCGAUAAUUGGUUUUUGGGACACAGUAGCUGCCCCAUUUGCCGGUCGGCUCUUGUUGAACCAAGGACUAAUUUAGAUGUCGCGAUGCCUGUAACUCAUGAAAUCACAUAUGAAGAAGGUGUUCAUGAUUCAAAUCAGAUUAAUGGACAGAAUGGUGGUAGCUUAACUAGUAGUAGCGCUAGCGAUGGAAGUGCGUCUACUAAUUCAUCAAUUGUGGAACGUCCGAAUGCUUUUCUGAGACAUAGUGUGUCAUUAGUGUUGCCAUUUGAAGGGAAACCGCCAUGUUUGGCUCUAGCCUUGAAGAGAUCCUUAUCCAUGGAUCAGUAUUUUGUUCUUAUUAAUACACAAAGUGAGAUUAGAAAAGAAGAAUCAUCAUCGUCUUCGUCAUCAAGAAAUUUUUUAAUGAAGAGUAGAUCGUAUAGGGCACGAUAUUUGUCGUCAAGAUUAGUGAGGUCGUUCUCACAACUAAGGAUGAACAGGAGUAGCACCCCACCUAGUGGAAUUCUUCCUUACUGA